Molecule: messenger RNA, 1041 nt
Organism: Brettanomyces nanus
Lineage: Eukaryota; Fungi; Ascomycota; Pichiomycetes; Pichiales; Pichiaceae
Exons: 1
Coding region: 1-1041 (346 amino acids)
Biological process (GO): protein localization to phagophore assembly site; nucleophagy; protein lipidation
Cellular component (GO): fungal-type vacuole membrane; cytosol; extrinsic component of membrane
Molecular function (GO): protein binding; phosphatidylinositol-3,5-bisphosphate binding; phosphatidylinositol-3-phosphate binding
Source: RefSeq, a predicted model, not a curated record
AUGAACAGGAAGCGACUAGUCGUUUCUUUGACCAAUCAAAUCUUCAUAUACGAUGUUUCUUGCAUGAAAUUGUUGCAUACAAUUGAUAGUUUGGGAGAGGACAGUACCAUAAUAGCCGAUCUUAGUGCUUCUGACAGCUCUAUAUUGGCGUAUUAUGAGAUCCCCAAUGACCUGACGAAUGCCAACAAGUCGAUUAUAUCCGAGUUCCAUCACGAGAAUAGUCCUUUUGGGACUGUAAAUAGGACGGGAACAGUGGUUCUAUUUGAUGCAUUCAAUAUCGUCUCAUUAAAUUCAUUUGAAUGUCAUAAAUCGCCGUUGCAGAGACUGACUUUGUCCAAGGACGGAACCCUUUUGGCAACAGCCUCCAUUAAGGGAACUAUAGUAAGGGUCUUCUUGGUAGAGACUGGUAGAAAGAUAUACGAGUUUCGAAGAGGUUCAUAUUCCGCUGAAAUAUCAUGUCUAAGUUUCAAUUCAGACAAUACCAUGUUGGCUUGUUCCAGUAAUACUGGAACAGUUCAUUUAUUCAAACUGGAUAACAGUAGCCCUUCUCAGUCAGUUCACAGGACUGUUUCCUCGAAAUCGCCGCCUCCUUCGUUUCCUUCGCUUCCUGAAGGAACUAUCAUGACAGAUGAAGAGAACUUGGAGAUAAAUAGGCUUAUCAGUAAUAAAUUUGGACAGCAGCAGCAAAAUUCGGCCAAUAAUUCAACGGCUCAUAGACUCUUCAAUAGAGGAAAGAAAUCCACAAAAUCAUUAAGCAAGUUUCUAUGGUCUCAGUCCAAAAACUAUCUUCCCACGCAGAUCAACUCGAUUCUGGAGCCCAAAAGAGACUUUGCAUACAUAAAAUUGAAUUCUGAUGUUGCGUCUGUUGUUGCUAUAGUGGGAUCCAAUUGUUAUAUAGCCACAUACACUGGGGACUUCUUCAUUUAUAAGAUUCCGUCUGUUUUUAAGCUUUCGCCUGCUUCCAAUGAUGUGAAAACCAACUACAAAUCCCCUUCUGGAGAAUGUGUUCUUCUCAAACAGUACAGAUUACUUAUCCCCUGA